Messenger RNA from Penaeus vannamei (Pacific white shrimp), 248 nucleotides. The record is from RefSeq and is a predicted model, not a curated record. Lineage: Eukaryota; Metazoa; Arthropoda; Malacostraca; Decapoda; Penaeidae.
GGUGUCAUAAAACUGAUGGAGGAGAAGGUCCAGCCGCUGAUCGUGCCGUCAAUACUCGAGCACGAAGCCAUCGCCGGUCUCUCGGGCAACAAGCCGGGCGGGAUGAGAGGUCGUGCCGGAAGCGUGGCCCGUUGAGCUGGAGUCGCCGGUCGAGCCCCAGAAGGCCCUCGACCUGCUCUUGAAGGAGAUGACGCAGUUCUACCGCACGCUCGCCAUGUUCGGCACCGACCCCGAGCUCAUCACGCAGG